Haplochromis burtoni (Burton's mouthbrooder) is the source of this 812-nucleotide messenger RNA. RefSeq names its product dynein, axonemal, light chain 1 (gene dnal1). Lineage: Eukaryota; Metazoa; Chordata; Actinopteri; Cichliformes; Cichlidae. The record is from RefSeq and is a predicted model, not a curated record.
AUGGUGAAUGUUUGGAGGAACAACAUCAGACUGCUCACCGAGCUGGAGGCUGUAGGUGACAUGCUGGAACAGCUGUGGGUCUCAUAACCAGUUGGAGAAGGAAUGAGAGUCCUGUACAUGUCCAACAACCUGGUGAAAGACUGAAGUGAGUUCAUGAGGCUGGCGGAGCUGCCGCGCCUCCCCGACCUCGUGCUUGUGGAAAAUCCUCUGGAGGAGAAGCACUCGGCUGAGGGGACGUGGAUGGACAAGGUCACGAAGAGACUCCCCGGCCUGAGGAAGCUGGAUGGAAUCCCAGUCAUCAAGCAGGAGAAGACGGAGAGGCUUGACCCCUGCGUCCUGUGGUUCGUCGGACCGCUGUUCGUCUUAUAACGGACUUUCUCUUUUGUAACAGCAGCUCGGGACUGUGCUGCAGACGCUGGAGAACGCCUCGGCUUCUAACAGCUGUUUGCAGCUGGUCCAAUGUUACAGCUUUAAGUGACUCAGAGUUCGUGUUCAUACGUUGUGACGGUUCCUUUAUGAUUUUCAAUGAUUCUGAUCAUUUAAAUAAAUACUUUUGAUUUUUUUUAAGAAUAAUCACUGCUGGAAGGUUCCUCACAGUUGGCUUUAAGAUCAGAUGAUUCAAAUAUAUUGGACGUCUGUGACACGAGGAGCAGAAACGCUGCAGGAAACUACAACAGAGUGCAUUCUGGGUAAACUUUCAGGUUUCAGCUGUGCGACUCCUUCAGGUUAGAGGAAGACUGACCAAUCAGAAACGAGCUUUACUGUUUCUACUGGACUCUAUCGGAGAGUUCUAUCAGAGGGAGCCAUGUUUG